AUGAAGAAAGAGCUUGAACCUAUUUGUAUUAAGUGGCCAUCAAAAGAACAGAUUAUUCACUUUAUGCCACCAGUGUUCAAGUUGUUUUACCCUCAUUUAGUGUCAAUCAUUGAUUGUACAGAAAUUCAAAUGGAAUCACCAUCUGGUCUUGACAACAGGUCAUUGUGCUAUUCCAGUUACAAAUCCCAUACAACAAUGAAAGCUCUUAUUGGUAUUACUCCUAAUGGCGUUCUGUCAUUUUGCAGUGAUCUUUACUGUGGAUCCAUCAGUGACAUUGAGAUUGUGAACAAAUCUGGCUUUUUAACACAUUUAUGUAGAGACGAUUGGGUGAUGGCAGACAAAGGUUUUACUAUAAAAGAUGAAUUAGCAGCAGUUGGGGCAAAGCUAGCUUUGCCACACUUCUUAAGUGGGAAAACUCAGUUCACCAAACUGGAAUCAGAUCAUAAUAAGAAGAUUGCAAGCCUCCGCAUACACGUUGAAAGAUACAUGGAGAGACUURAGAACUGGCAUGUCUUUGAUCGACCAGUACCAAUACACCAUUUCGCGGAUAAUUCGAAAGUUUACAUUACGUUGUUAUGGUAA
This is a messenger RNA of Exaiptasia diaphana, 582 nucleotides long. RefSeq lists its product as uncharacterized. The transcript has a single exon. NCBI's taxonomy places the organism in Eukaryota, Metazoa, Cnidaria, Anthozoa, Actiniaria, Aiptasiidae. Bases 1 to 582 code for a protein of 193 amino acids. The record is from RefSeq and is a predicted model, not a curated record.